This is a messenger RNA of Eutrema salsugineum, 508 nucleotides long. RefSeq lists its product as uncharacterized. The coding region runs from base 2 to 508 and encodes 168 amino acids. NCBI's taxonomy places the organism in Eukaryota, Viridiplantae, Streptophyta, Magnoliopsida, Brassicales, Brassicaceae. The record is from RefSeq and is a predicted model, not a curated record. The transcript has a single exon.
AAUGUUCCAAAGAAGAAGACCCAUUUUCCAGAGAGUCUCGAAAAUACUGAAAGUCUCGAUCUUGAGAAGACCAAUCAUCCCAAGACUCAAGCUUCCCAGAAAACAAAGAAGAUCAGCCAAGAGGAUCAAGCUCCUUCAACAAUACAACUACAAGUUUCUUCAAGAGUAUCAAUUCUCGCCUUCACGCACAUCCCUUACUCGAUACCGUAGGAAGCGAAUUAGCAUAUCUAGAUCAGGUCUUAAACACGUUUACAGUUUAUUGUUUCUUUCACGGUGCAUCGGCCGGUCCAAUGAUGAGUGUCCUGUUGAUACAAGAACACAAAAUUGGAUGGAGACGGAGAUGGAGAUCGAGCCUCUGCAUUGUGUUCCUAGAGUUGCUUCUCCAUCAAGGGAUCUUUUGCAGCCCAUCGAUUACUUCAGUGAAGAUGAUUCCAUUGACCUGAAGGCUGAGAGGUUCAUCGAAAAGUUCUACGAUGAGAUGAGGAUGCAGGAGCGGCAAUUUGCUUGA